Messenger RNA from Rattus norvegicus (Norway rat), 817 nucleotides. RefSeq names its product brain expressed X-linked 1 (gene Bex1). Lineage: Eukaryota; Metazoa; Chordata; Mammalia; Rodentia; Muridae. The record is from RefSeq and is marked validated. Gene Ontology annotation, cellular component: cytoplasm; nucleus.
GUCUCCGACCUGCCCUCGCUCACUCUCUUCUGCCCGCCAUCCCUAACGGAGGCACCUGUUCCUGGUGGCGCAGCUCCUGGUGGCGCAGAGCACGCGGGCCCGGGCAGCGCGGAAAGCAGGAGGAGGAGGAAGAGCAGAGCAGGUCUGAGGACCAGAAGCUUCGCGGCACACCUGGUGGUGAGCAUCGCUAGGAAGAGGAGAAGGCAAGGAUAGGCCCAGGAGAAAUGGAGUCCAAAGAUCAAGGAGCAAAAAAUCUCAACAUGGAAAAUGACCAUCAGAAAAAGGAGGAAAAGGAAGAAAAGCCGCAAGAUACCAUCAAAAGGGAGCCGGUUGUGGCCCCCACUUUUGAGGCUGGCAAAAAUUGUGCGCCUAGAGGAGGUCGCAGGCGGUUCCGCGUUAGGCAGCCCAUUUCCCACUAUAGAUGGGACCUGAUGCACAGGGUUGGAGAGGCCCAGGGCAGGAUGAGAGAUGAGAAUGUGCAAAGGUUUGGGGAGGAUAUGAGACACCUCAUGGGCAAGUUGAGGGAAAGGCAGCUGAGCCAUAGUCUGCGGGCGGUGAGCACUGACCCCCCUCACCAUGACCACAAUGAUGAGUUUUGCCUUAUGCCCUGAGUCCUGAGGUUGUCUCUGAAGAUGCUAUGGGGACCCCUGCUUUGUGAUGUACAAGUUUUGAGGUUACUCCUUUUAUGUAGAUCUCUUCCUGUUACCAACUUCUAAGUGAAACUUGUGUUUUUUACUCGGCCUGUAAUUCUUUUAUCAGAUGCAUGGGAAGGUCCAUAUGACAUAUUGUGAACCUAAUAAAGCAGAUUGAAAAGGCA